This is a messenger RNA of Falco peregrinus (peregrine falcon), 3708 nucleotides long. It is a transcript of the gene PRKAG3, whose product is annotated as protein kinase AMP-activated non-catalytic subunit gamma 3. Bases 221 to 1183 code for a protein of 320 amino acids. Lineage: Eukaryota; Metazoa; Chordata; Aves; Falconiformes; Falconidae. The record is from RefSeq and is a predicted model, not a curated record. The transcript has 11 exons.
AAGCCGUGGGUGGGGGAGAGACAGGGCUGGCUCUGCCGACCCUCCCCCUCGCUGUGUGCCCCCUCAGGUGGCGCUGCUGGACGCUGCUGCCUGCCCUGAGGAUGAAGGGUGCCUGGAGGCCCUGUGCCCCAGGAAGGAGGGGGAGGAAGAAGAGAAGGAAGAGGACAGGAGAAGGAGCCCAAGACCCGUCACCUUCACACUGGGCAAUGAGGUGCUGGGGAUGAGUCCAGAGAGUGAGUUUCAGAGCCCCGAUGCCGAAGUCUACAUGCACUUCAUGAGGAGCCACUGCUGCUACGAUGCCAUCCCCACCAGCUGCAAGCUUGUCGUCUUUGAUGUCUCCCUGGAGAUCAAGAAAGCCUUCUUGGCACUGGUGGCCAACGGAGUGCGUGCUGCCCCACUCUGGGACAGCAAGACACAGAGCUUUGUGGGGAUGCUCACCAUCACUGACUUCAUCAACAUCCUCCACCGCUACUACCGUUCGCCCCUGGUUCAGAUCUACGAGGUGGAGGAGCACAAGAUUGAGACCUGGAGAGAGUUGUACCUGCAGGGCUCCUUCAAGCCACUGGUCUACAUCUCCCCGAGUAAUAGCCUCUUCGAUGCUGUCUACUCCCUGAUCAAGCACAAGAUCCACCGCCUGCCCGUCAUCGAGCCCAUCUCGGGCAAUGUCCUGCACAUCCUGACCCACAAGCGCAUCCUCAAGUUCCUCCACAUUUUUGGCUCCACCAUUCCCAAGCCACGCUUCCUGAAGAAAACGGUGCAGGAGCUGUGCAUCGGCACCUUCCGUGAUGUGGCUGUCGUGCCCGAGACCGCCCCCAUCUACACUGCCCUGGAGAUCUUCGUGGACCGCCGUGUCUCUGCCCUGCCCGUCAUCAAUGAUGCCGGGAAGGUGGUAGGCCUCUACUCCCGGUUUGAUGUCAUUCACCUGGCAGCUCAGAAGACCUACAACAACCUGGACAUCAGUGUGCGGGAGGCAUUGCAGCAACGCAGCAUCUGCUUGGAGGGUGUCAUCACCUGCUACCCACAUGAAACCAUGGAGGACAUCAUUGACCGCAUCGCCAAGGAGCAGGUCCAUCGUCUGGUUCUGGUGGAUGAGAACCAGUACCCACGGGGCAUCAUCUCCCUCUCCGACAUCCUCCAGGCCCUUGUACUCACUCCCGCAGGUAUCGAUGCUCUUAACUCUUAGCCCGCGACGCUCCAUCUUUCUCCACUUGCACCCUCCAUUUCUCUCCACUUCAGGUAGGCGCUGUCCCCUGUCACUGUGUGCCUGUUCCCUCCCCACUGCUGGGUCACCUGCACUUUAUGACCUUCCUGCUCUGUCCACCUGCCUCCACCACAGCCAAACUGGCCAUGGAGGACAAAUGAGGAUGGGGCUGGGGACUGGCAGUGCUGCGUGCCCAGGUGGGGACAGCAGGACCUGGAUGCUGUUUGUCCCAGGGGACACAAAAAUCACAGGGGACCCCUUCUGGGGUCCUGAUCCCUGGCAUCUGUGAGGAAGAAUGGGGGCACCUGCCACAGAGACACCCCCACAUCUCCAUCCAGGCAGUGCAUGGGAUGCACAUUUUGCAGGUCUCUGGGCUUUGGGCUGGAUGAGAUGUUUUGGGGUGUGACGCACCCCAAGAUAAAAGCCCUUUUUUGACAUUACCUCAAAGCCCCCCCUGAGACCUGAAGCCCCUUCAGUACCAUUCUCAGGGGACAAAGAAGGGACAGACCUGCACUCACACGCCCUGGAUAUGCUGGCCACCACUAGCCCCGUGCACACCAUGGCUGAUGCACAGGCCAUGGGUGGCAGAGCCCUCCAGCCCCUCUACCCGCUGCAGCCCCAAAACUGCUUGCUCCAGGGACGGGACUCACUCCUGGGCUGCACCGGGACCACACUGCCCGGCUGCCUGCAUCUGGCUCUGCUCUCCCACUGCCUGGUGAGUCCUGACUGGCAACGGGUGGCACAGCACUGGCAUCCACUGUGGCACCCAUUUAGGGGUGAACUGGGAAGGGUGGAGCUGGCCCCAGUGCCCAGCUGCUUCCCAAAUGUUUUUUUGGGGUGGUGUUAGGGAAUGGGCUUGGGACAGCCCCAUGCCCACCAGUUACCCCAGCAGUGCCCAGUUCCUCCACACAGAAGGGUACUGGGCAUGGUGUGUGUGUUAACCACACCAGACAUGGGACAGCUACCCCCUCCCUUCCCCAUCACGGUGCCUUAGCUCAGCUCAUCCCUGGCCUAUGGGGUGGCCAUCCAGAUGUCCCACUCCAGGACAGUCCCUUCCACCCCUACCCCAGGGCUGGCAUCCAAGCCAGGGAUAGAGGUGAGACCCCACUGUCUGCGGGAGCAGAUCAGAGGGCCACGCCACCGGGUGCCCAGCCCAGCACCUGUCCCUGCCAGGGAGUUAUGGCCUUGCACACUCUCUCAUCCUGCAGGCAUUGACCAAUCCUUGCUCUGAAGACACCAGGGAAGUCCCGCCAUCUCAUGAGACUCAGGGGCAUCUUGCGUGGCCCUGGAGCCGUGGAAGGAUGUUUGGGCCCUGGAAGCUCUCCAUGAGGAGGACCUGCCUGCCCAACCCAGUCCUGGGGCUCGUCUUGAGUCCAGGGCCAGGUGCUGCUGGCUACGGGGAAGCAGGGAGCAGGGAAAAGGGGGCCUGGCAGUGCCUCCCAUCAGCAAGCACAGUUAUGUUCGAUGGGUAUUGUGCCAUGCCCGCAGGUGGACACCGAGACCCACACAGCCCAGGGGACUCGGCCACCCCGUUCCCAUCCUGCUGCCACAUUUGAGGGCUUUGGCCGUGGCUCCCCACCCAGCGAGCAUGGUUCUGCCAGCGGUGCCUGGUGCCGGUAGCAUAGGCUCAGCUGCACACACGGGCUUGUUUAUUGUCAGGUCACACGGGGCUGGAGGUUCCUGGCAAAGGCGCAGCCUGCACCGGGGCUGGCGCCAGGACGGGCACUUGCACGGGGACCCUGUGCACAUUUCGGGGUGGGUGGGGUGUAUUUAUUUAUUUGCUGGUCUGUUCAGCCUUGUUGUAACAAAGCAGCCUGUUCCAGGAACCGUGCCUUGCAUUUCUGGGGUGCAGCUGGGCAUGGCUCCUCUGGAGAGACCUGGGCUGGAGAGGGGGUGCCGGUGGCUUGGCAGGGCUGGGGGAGCCAGCGUGGGAUGCCAGUGAGGCAUGGCACAUGCCAUGGGCACAGGGUGGCACCUCAACCCAUGUGGGUAGAGUCAGGGGGAUGGGGACGUGGGGCAUGUAGCCUCAGUAGCGCCACUAUGGCACUAGUGUGCAGGUCCCCUCGGGGACACCCCAGGGAUGGCAGCCUUGGUGCCAGCCAGGUUUCUGCCUGCUGCUUACUGCAGCCCAGCUAGGAUCCCCAAGCAGCAGGAAGGUGAAGGGGGUUCACUCUUAGGGUGCCCCACACCCCAGCCUUCCAGGAGCCUGGGUCUGAGCCCUUGCAAUGGCCCUGGGUAUCAGCCUCAUGUCCCUGCCUGGGCACAGGGGGAGCUGAGCUGAUCCUCCCCUGCCUGCUUCCCUGGGAGUGAGUCCUGUCCCCAUUCCCAUGACCCCGUAUCAGCAUCUUGGCGAAAUAACGGCUGAUAGCGAAAGGUCCCGGGUGCUGAACACCCCUCCUGCGCUGGCUGGCCCUGCCAGGGCACACGAUACCAGAGCUGGGUGGUGACAGGCCCCUUCCCCAUCACAGGGACAUGCUGUGCUACUGCUCUGCUAGCCUGGGACCAGU